This is a messenger RNA of Fulvia fulva, 2256 nucleotides long. RefSeq names its product Aminodeoxychorismate synthase. Gene Ontology annotation, biological process: L-tryptophan biosynthetic process. The record is from RefSeq and is a predicted model, not a curated record. Bases 1 to 2256 code for a protein of 751 amino acids. NCBI's taxonomy places the organism in Eukaryota, Fungi, Ascomycota, Dothideomycetes, Mycosphaerellales, Mycosphaerellaceae. The transcript has a single exon.
AUGCAGCGCCACAAGAUACUGUUCAUUGACGCCUACGACUCAUUCUCGAACUCGAUUAUCGCUUUGCUGCGAGCAGAGCUUUCUGUGGCUGUCGAUUGCAUUAAGAUAGACGAUCCUCGCUUCGUCCUCAACGACGAAGUGUUCUACAGCCAUCUCGAUGGCUACGAUGCAGUGGCUGCAGGCCCAGGACCUGGACAUCCUGCGAACGCCGGGGACAUUGGAUUGAUUGGAAAGCUAUGGGAUCUUCCGCACGAACACCUCUUGCCUGUUCUUGGGAUCUGUCUCGGCUUCCAAAGCCUCUGUCUCGCCUAUGGCGGCAAUGUCGUCAAACUGCUUGAGCCGAGACACGGGAUCAUGGCUAUCGUUGAGCACUGCGGCGAUGAUAUCUUCUCAAACACGGGAAAGAUUGUUGCCACCCAAUAUCAUUCUUUGCACGUUCAGCUCGAGACAGGUCAUACCAGUGGCCGAGAUUCCCCCGAGAGCGAUGGUGAUCCGGAAGAUCACGCAUGGAAGCCAUCUCAACGAUGCCCACAUCUCAAGCCACUAGCCUGGAAUCUGCUGAACGUGAACAAUGGUCCAAUCUUGAUGGCCGUGCGGCACUGUGACAAGCCAUUUUGGGCCGUCCAGUACCACCCCGAGUCGAUCUGCACCAACCAAGAAGGACAGAAACUCGUUGCGAACUGGUGGAGUGAAGCCUGUCGGUGGCGGAAAUGGGGACGUCUUUCCGAUGUGCAGAGAGUGGAUGACGCCGCAGAAGACGUUGAUGUCGGCAAGCCGACGGUCGACGUUGAGGCAGAAAGUGUAUCUGGGAGAACUGUCACCUGGCGUACCGCGGAAGGAGAUCUGCCGGAUGUCGCGGCCAUCGUCGAAUCUUUCCGGGACAGUACCAACACUGGAGAACCGCUGCUACUUGAAUCAGGUCUGCGAAACAAUCAACCCAUCAACUCCAAAACUGGCCACACCAGCAUAAUUGGCCUACCUGGCGUGAAAUCGAAUCAGAUACGCUAUUUCACGAACCGCAGAAUUUUAGAAGUGAUCGAAGACGACACGAUCAUUUCAAGUAGACCGACCACCAUAGACGAGGUCUUCUUAUACAUCGACGAGUAUAUGCGGGAACGACGCAUGGUCGAGGGGCCAGCGAAAUCGACAUUCUGGGGCGGCCUCAUCGGCUAUGUCUCGUAUGAAGCUGGCCUGGAGACGAUUGAAGUCAGACCCUGCGAUGUCAACCCUUCGAGGCCAGACUUGCUGUUUACCUUUGUAGAAAGGAGUAUCGUGAUCGACCACACCACUGGCAUCGCAUACAUCCAGUCAAUCCGCCCUGACGACACUGAAUGGGUGCAAGAAGCUCGAUCUCAGCUCCAAAACCUGGCCGCGAAGCCAAACCCUCCGCAGCACCUCCCCGCAGACCUGGUCUCCGCGAAUCUAUCUACAGGCCCUGCCCAGGACAUCUACAUCAACCAAGUCAAAGCCUGCCAAGCCGAGCUCCGAGCCGGCGAAUCCUACGAACUCUGCCUCACCGAUCAAUCAACUCUCCAAACCCCAGCAGACCCCUGGUCCCUCUACUGCAAGCUCCGCCUCAAGAACCCCGCCCCCUUCAGCUCCUACCUCCACAUCUCCUCCCCCAACGCCUCAGGCCUCUCCAUCGCCAGCACCAGUCCCGAACGCUUCCUAUCCUGGUCCCGCAGAGGACAAUGCCAGUUCCGCCCCAUCAAGGGCACAGUCAAGAAAGGACCAGACAUGACGAGGAAGAAGGCUGAGGAGAUUCUUGGGUCGGCGAAGGAGCGUGCGGAGAAUUUGAUGAUUGUGGACCUUAUUCGCCAUGAUCUCGCUGGCGUGAUUGGGGAGAAUCAAGUCCGUGUGCCGAAGCUGAUGUCCGUGGAGGAGUAUGAGACUGUCUAUCAGCUCGUGUCUGUCAUUGAAGGGAAUCUCGGUACGAAUGCGUCAGGCGCAUCUGUUCUUGCGGCAUCAUUACCGCCGGGCUCCAUGACUGGAGCUCCGAAGAAGCGGUCUUGUGAGCUGCUCCAGAAGAUCGAACGUGGCCAGCCGAGGAGUCUGUACAGUGGGGUGAUUGGGUACUUCGACGUCGGUGGUGGCGGUGAUUUCUCUGUGGUGAUUAGGACUGCUUUCAAGUGGGAUGACGAUGCUGACUGGCGUGUUGGCGCUGGGGGAGCGAUCACCGUGCUCAGUGAGCCGGAGGCGGAGUGGGAGGAAAUGCUAACGAAGCGGGAGAGCGUGCUUCAGUCGCUGAACUCUUAA